UAUCCGAGGAUUACCUUCCGACCUUGAAUUUGUUUCCAUCCUAUUAGCUUCAUUUAUUCCCCAUUUACUUUCACUUCCCCUCUUUUCCUCACUGUUUUAUAUAUACGAACACGUUUUCCCGUAUUUAUUAGUCCGAUAUCUGUCCGACUGUUUUGUAUUAACUGCAGCCUUACAACAUGAUUUGUCAUAAGGAAAUCACAGGCCUUCUCUUCACAACUUUGAUUGCAGUAAAUCUGUUGGGUUCAGCGCAAUCGUCAGGGGCUUGCGAUAUGCCGAAGGAGACAAAAAUUGUGAUUGUUGGAGCUGGGGCAUCUGGCAUUGCGGCUGCCUCCAGGCUGUUGAAAAGAGGAGUGAGCGACUUUGUGAUACUAGAGGCCAACGAUAGAAUUGGUGGCAGAAUAAAUACCAAAAACUUUGGUGAUAAUGUGGUGGAUCUCGGCGCUCAAUGGAUCCAUGGAGGAUCUGGAAACGUGGUGUUCGAUCUUGCCUCCAAACAUGAUUUGCUGAGUUCAGACGCAUUUUUGUUCAAUUCCACCAAGUAUGAAUUUGCCACUGUUGAUGGUGAAAUAAUGCCCGUGGAGGAAAGUAGCGCAGCUGUGAGGAUUCAUCGUAAUAAUAUGGCUAAAAUAAAACCGGAGGAUUACAAAGAGGUAACAGGAUCUAAUGGAGACUACUUAAUAAAGAAGUGAGUACUUGGGUUUUUGUCCAGGAAAGAUAUGUAUUUAAAUAAUUGCAAUACGAAUUAUUUGGAAAAUAAGUUAAAGCAUGAGCAA
Molecule: messenger RNA, 773 nt
Organism: Temnothorax curvispinosus
Lineage: Eukaryota; Metazoa; Arthropoda; Insecta; Hymenoptera; Formicidae
Product: polyamine oxidase 1-like
Exons: 3
Coding region: 177-689 (170 amino acids)
Molecular function (GO): polyamine oxidase activity
Source: RefSeq, a predicted model, not a curated record